Messenger RNA from Cyclocybe aegerita, 3795 nucleotides. NCBI's taxonomy places the organism in Eukaryota, Fungi, Basidiomycota, Agaricomycetes, Agaricales, Hemipholiotaceae. The record is from the annotation of a GenBank genome assembly.
AUGCUCUCCGCCGUUCCCCCCAGGGAGCACUCGCACCUCAACAUAUCCAACAGCGCAGACCAGCUCGCCCUCGACGACAGGCUCUGUCCCGGCUGCAAGCGCUCCGCAGUAAACGAGCAGGGCGGUCUUGUCGUCGCCUUUGGCCAAUCCUUCUUCCACGUCGACUGCUUCAAGUGCGCAAAAUGUCGCAACCAGGUCACCGCCGACACAAAUCUCCUCCUCCUCUCCGACGGAUCACCAAUAUGCGCAAACUGCUCCUACUCCUGCAACAUCUGCCGUCUCCCCAUCCUCGACGAGGCAAUCAUGACCGGCGACGACUCAUACCACGCCCACUGCUUCAAGUGCAAGGUCUGCAGCAACCGCAUCGACGAGCUUGUCUUCGCCAAAACGUCCCAGGGCAUCUACUGCAUGAACUGCCACAAUGAGCGCAUGAUCAAAAUACGCAAACACGCGCAGAAGAAGGCAGAAAGGGAACGGGCAAACGGCGGAAGUGGCUCGUCGCGCUCCAGGGACAACGAGGCGAGGAAUUUUCAUCAUGAUCAGGACGCGCGUUCUGGCUCCUCGCGUCCCCGUCCCCAAGAUGCUCGCUCUCCGGCAAGGCCAGCGGAUCCUAGUCCUCCUUCCUACUCUUCCACCAACGCGAUCGCCUCCUCAUCCUCCUUCCCAACCCAGCCAUCCGUUACCGUUGCCCCUCCUGUCGAUCCAGAAGUACGCCCCCGCAAACAACACCUCAACGGAUCUCAACCAUCAUCAGGCUAUCUCAAUCAGCAUCAUGGCCUCGCAAAGUCAAACACCCUUCCUAUUCCCCCAACACCCAGCUCCUCCGAAUUGAAACGAACGAAUAGCUACGACGAUCGCCCGCUGAAUGUCCUCAUCAAGCAAGACUCCCUGCAGGUCAGCGCGGGCCUGCUCCCAGAAUCAAGGUCCAACGCCACCCAAGCGCUCUCGGUUACCUCAAAGCAGGACAAACGGCGCUCAAUUAACCCUGGCCUCCCACUUUCUCCCUUUAAGGAAGCACUGUCAAACCAAAUGUCCAAUUCCGCUCCACACACUUCUUCCCAACCACACGACCGUAGUGCCUCACAAACCCCUCCCUAUCUCACCCCAAACGAACCUCUCUCGUCGCGACCCUCGUCCCAGUCUAGCUCUGCCCAUAGCAGGUCUUCCUCUCUUGCCGAACCGGAUCACAUUAUACCUCGCUCCCGCUCUUCAUCCCUCCGCAUUGAUUCAAAUGGUCACGAUGAUACCGUCGUGAUGACCUCGCCACCGUCCAUGACCCUCGAGUUUGAUGAAAAGACGCUUACAAACGGCGCCUAUCCUCAGCGCUACGGCUCAGGGCUUGCUGGCGUCGAUCGUCCCAAUUCGAGGAAUGCGCCACGGUCGGCGUCUCCGGCGUAUCGUGCAGACGUUCCUCAUGGUGUCGAGAGUGGAACGGACACGGAUGCAGAGAAUGAAGCGGACAUGUCGUCAUCUGAAAGCUAUGGCCGUUCGCCACCAGCGCCCCCUCCGAAAGACGUCAAGCAGUCUCUAGGGAUACAUGGCGUCGAUCCUGAUUCCUCUCAGUUUUCCGAGUCUGGAGAUAUUUUGGAAGAGCUGGGAGAUCCUACAGCCGUAGAACGGACCUCGCACGCCACCUUUAUUGCCCCAGCGCUACCGCCGAUCCGCUUCUCAAUGAACACGGCAGAUUUCUCCGAACUCCUAAGCUCCGUUGGAGGCCUUCCAUCGCUCAGAUCCCUCGACAAACUCGCCAUAUCCACGAAGCAGGCGCAAGAACAUCAUGUCCCAUCAACACCUCCCCCGACUGCGUCGUCACCGACGAUGUAUCGUCACAGCGGCGGAAGUCUGGCGGAUGCUAGCUCAGAUACGCACGUUGAGAUUGAGUCAGUCAUCACAACUCUGACCGCCAAAGAGUUCCAAGCCGACCAGGAGUCGACCAGUGGGAGCUUGACGCCUUUGCCCGAUUCGGCGUUCAACCCUCCGUCACGGCACAGAGAGACCGAUAACGUAAUGCUUCAAGUUAGGGAAGCUCUGAAUGAAGCUAAAAAGAAAGGCGCUCAACACGUACAAGUGGGCAUGAACCUUGUGGACGCCAUCCUGGACCUCGUUGGAUCACAAAAUGCCGACUACCAACAGUUAAAGACCCGCCUUGAUGGCAUGAACCGGGAGAGUAAGCUUUUCAUCGAUGGCAUGACCGUCGCGCAGGCAGAGUAUGAUCAGGAGUUAAAGGCUCGUCGAGAUGCUGAGGCGGAGGUCACCCGUUUAAGAGUCCUGCUGUCUGGUCAGGCUGCCCGUCUAACAGCCAUGUCCGGCGACAGUCGCAAGCAAGAAUUGCGACAGCAGUUCUCGAAGGAGCUCAACGACAACCUAUCGGAUCUAGAGCAGAACCUCUCUCGUCUGAAGGUUGAGCGGGAUGUCGCUAUCGCCGAAAUGGAAGAGAUCUCCUCUAAGAGAUCCAAUGGUAGCCCUGUGGAUGUUGCUCCUCCGAACCUUGCAAGAUCGUUGACAAAGCGUCUGGAGACAUUGAGGAACCAGUAUCAGCGAGAGCUCAUGCCCUUGACGGAGCAGAAGGAGGCGUUGACGAGAGAAAUCGCUGAGCUGAAGGCAGUCCGCGACGUCUUCCUGGAGGAAACGACCGUGUUGAACGCACGUAACGAGGAACUGGCUCAGCUCAGUGCAGUCUAUGCCCGCCGCAUAGAGAACGCACCCGAGACUCCUGCGAAGAACAUGCAAGAGACAUCCCCCCGAGAUUCAUCUGAGACUCGUGCUAACCCACAUAUCCUGGUCGCACCAUCCCUCAAUUCGUCUGUCAGUGGGUCAUCCACGAUUAUUUAUGAUGGCUCGGACGCCGAUACAGGACUGAGGGUUCCGAGGUCGGAAAAUGGGCUUCAGACACCUGCGAAGCCCAAGUUCAAGUGGCCUGGCACCCGCCCGAAGGAAAUGGCGUCUCCUGCAUCAACUAUCGAGACUAGCAAGAGCAAAGCGCAUAUUGAGCACAACUUCCAACAGCUCAGCGUCUUGCGAUUCGCUCGAUGCGACCACUGUGGAGAGAAAAUGUGGGGUUCGCAGCUGCGGUGCACUGUCUGUUCUACCUCGAUACACGUCCGAUGUAUCGCAAAUGUGCAAAUCCCUUGCUCUCAACAUCGGUCACCGCCACGAGAGGAGCCGCAAGUCCCUCUCCCGCCCUCGAUGUUUGGCAGAGAUCUCACAGAGCAGGUCCACGCUGACCGUAGAGAUGAUGAUCGGCAGGUACCUGUGAUCGUCGAGAAAUGCAUUGAAGCGGUCGAAGAACGAGCUCUGGACUAUGAGGGCAUCUAUCGUAAAACCGGAGGGUCAGGCCAAUCGAAAGCGAUAACUCAGAUGUUUGAACGAGGAGAUUACGACUCUUUCGACCUCUGCGACAUGGACCGCUUCAACGAUAUCUGCAGCGUUACCUCUGUGCUCAAGACCUACUUCCGCUCACUGCCUGUUCCUUUACUUACGUUUGAUCUGCACGAUCAAUUCAUGUCCGCGAUUACCAUUCGUGAUCCCGCCCUCAAACAGAAAACAUUAAUUGAUCUUAUCAACAUGCUACCAAACGAACACUACUUCACGCUAAGAAUGCUUAUGUUGCAUCUAAAUCAGGUUCGGGAACGCUGUGACAAGAACCUGAUGAAUGGGAGAAACCUGGGUGUUGUCUUUGGACCGACCCUGAUGAGGUCCAGAGAUCCUGCUGCUGAAUUCAGUGACAUGGCUGGGAAAGCCCUCUUCAUUGAAUGGCUGGUGGACAACGCCCCGUUGGCUUUUGGGUCGGAGUGA